This is a messenger RNA of Saccostrea cuccullata (small rock oyster), 3133 nucleotides long. Its product is annotated as short transient receptor potential channel 3-like. The record is from RefSeq and is a predicted model, not a curated record. Lineage: Eukaryota; Metazoa; Mollusca; Bivalvia; Ostreida; Ostreidae. Gene Ontology annotation, biological process: regulation of cytosolic calcium ion concentration; calcium ion transmembrane transport. Gene Ontology annotation, cellular component: cation channel complex; plasma membrane. The transcript is spliced from 13 exons. Gene Ontology annotation, molecular function: store-operated calcium channel activity; protein binding; inositol 1,4,5 trisphosphate binding. The coding region runs from base 277 to 2877 and encodes 866 amino acids.
UUCCGAUUCAUUUCCUCGAUGUAGAAAUUGUGGUUAAUUGUGUGUACGAUCAAUUUCACGCCAGUGUAUCAAUAUAAAGACAAUAUGUGAUUAUCAUAUUACCAGCAUCCCAACCAGCUGUUUAACCAAUAAAAUUGAACGAACAAAUAAAGUAUAAAAAUGUCACAGCACAUUUUCUCGGUAACGACAAAAUGCAUUCUUGACUGCAUGGACUAACAUGCAUACCGAAUAAACAGAAUAUUUAUAUGUCCCGUACGUGCAGUACUUGCAAUAACUAUGAGCAAGAAGCCGAAUUUGAUCAACCUUUUGUCGGAGAGGUUGAGGCCUGGUCUACUAGAUGUGGAAAGGAAGUAUUUAGAGUCCUGUGAAUUAGGUGACGAGGAUUUAGUCCGAAAUCUGUUAAAUUCUGGGACGAUUUCUCCAGAUCUUGAGGACACUCAAGGAAGAACAGCCCUAGACCUCGCCAUAGCAAGUGGUCAUGUUUCUUUGGUGGAAUUCCUUUCAGGUAAAGUGGGACCUAAGGUCAUCCAUCAAGGAUUGCUUUGCGCAGUCGAAAAUGAUCGAGAAGAGAUCUGCCAAAUUUUGCUGGAAAAUUCCAUUUAUCAGUAUUCAUUGCAAUCAAAAGAGAAUGCAAACGAGUAUUCUUCCAUUGAAGGAAUUACAAACCCAAAUAGCGACAAAAUGUCGGAAGUGUUUGAUGAUGAUUUAUCAACGAGGUCUAAACUCAGCCAGCAAUCUGAAAUAACAGUAAAUAAAAUGCUGAAGGAAGCACUCAUUAAAGCAGAAGAUCCUGUUAUGGCAUCCUUCUACCUCAGCAAAAAGUUCAAACAGCUUCAGGUCAUGGAAACUGAAUAUAAGAGUACGUAUGAAGAAUUGGAUGCACAGGUACAAGAAUUCACCCUCGACCUGUUAAACCAAUGUCGCACCUCAGGAGAAGUGCAGUCUCUUCUAGACUCGCCUGAAGGAACCGAAAAGUCGUUAAGCGAUAGUUUUCCUAUACUGCAAGUCGCUCUUCGAAUGGAACAGAAAAAGUUUGUUUCGCACCCGAAAUGCCAGGCUCAGGUAUCAGCUGUGUGGUUCAGUGGUCUUAAAGGUAUGCGCCAUUUGAAUCGGUUCGAAUUCCUGUUGUUGUCAAUUCCUGCUGGAAUGCUGCUAUUGCCCAUCCUGUCUUUAGUUUUUAUCCUCGCACCCUGGAGCAAGGUGACACUUUUGCUGAACACCCCCUCCACACGCUUCCUGAGUUACACGUGUUCCUACAUCUCGUUCCUGUGUCUGAUAGUGUUGGGCAAAAUCCAGUUUAGUAACAUGUGGGUCUCCCUGGGCUGUGAAGAAACCAACCCUGUUAGUUACGCCUUCAUCGUCAUCAUAUUCAUGUGGAUCAUAGGCUGGAUUUGGGAAGAAGUAAAACAGUUGUAUGACCAAGGUGCUGGAGAUUACUUCCGGUCUGUCUGGAAUGUAAUCGACUUUUUAAUGCUGACGUUACUCCUGACGUCAUUUACGUUAGAUGUCGUCAUUCCUUUAAGAUUAAAAAGGACUUUAGCCCAUCACCAGCUGAAUUAUAAUAUUUCUACGGGAAGAGAAAUCAACAUCAAUCAACUCUUGUUCUGUUACGAGGCCAAGGAGGGGAAAAGUUAUUUCUCAGUCGAGCACCAAUGUCCCACAGCAACGGUUGGAGUUGAAUGGUCGCCUAGCUGGGUUCCGGACCCGGAGUUGAUUUCGGAUAUUAUGUUUUCUGCCGGGAUUAUUCUCAGUAUUGCUAGAAUCUCCUUCAUCAUGCCAGCCAAUGAAACCUUUGGAACAAUGCUCGUCUCCUUCAGAAGAACGUUUGGGGACCUGGUUAAACUUCUGGCGAUGUUCGUUCUCAUUUUGUUGAGUUUCUCCUGCGGACUGGCUGCUCUCUACGCUGCUCAUGUUUGUCAGACACCGCAUUUCCAGGGGUUUAGCGGUGCAUUUUUCGUUCUGGUAUGGUCUCUCCUGGGAUUUGGAGAGGGCAAUACCCCGGAUUUGAAUAGAAGCGCCCCCAUGAGUUCCAUCACGAACAAUCCAUCACGAAUUUCAUCAACGGAAUGGUUUGGAACAGCUAUAUACGGCGUUUAUGUUUUUGCCGCAAGUGUUGUUUUAAUGAAUUUACUAAUUGCAGUAAUGAGCAACACCUUCCAAGAGGUUCAGGAUGAGAGAGAUAUAGAGUGGAAGUUUGCGCGUACGGAACUGUGGAUGACAUUUAUAGAGCCCGGAUGUCCAGUGGCCCCACCAUUCAAUAUUAUCCCUACGGUCCAAACUUUGUGCAAGGCUUGGAGAAAAAUAUGGCUAAUCUGCACUUGUUGCAGGAAACGUAAACUGAAAAUAAACAAAAGAUUAAAGAAACUUGAUGAAGAAAUGAAAAUUUCAUCUGCAUGCACGAAUUCCAGACAGAAUGUCAUAUGUACGCUAGUUCAGAGAUAUAUAGUCUACGCAUCUCGGGAGAAGAUGGAGGGCGAUGAAGAUGCUGCAGAAGACCGGAUACGGCGGUUGAUAGAACGAAUUGGUUCUCGUCUAGAAAAACGAUUGGAUGAAAUUACAGGUCACGUGCAACAUGUCGAUGAUCACGUUUCUCAUGUUGACAAGGGCGAAAGGGAUAUACAACAAAUGCAGAGAGAAGAAAUGAAAAGGACUGAUUUGUUGUUAAAAGCACAGGACGAAUACAAAGAAAUACUGCAUAAAAAGUGGGAAGAAUGGCAGAGAUUCCGAGACCAGCGUGUACAGGAAGUGAAGUCGAUGCGCGAGCAGAGAGAGCGCCUCCUACAACAACGGAUGUUUGAGGAGGCGCGCAGAUUGGAAGAGGCGAUAUCCGACACACUGGAGGAGGCCGACUACAUUCCACGAACCACCCUGAGAUGACACCCCUCCCUCCCUUCCCUUCAGUUCUUGGCAAAUGGGGGUGCCUCGAAAAUAACUUUUCUUAUGCAUGUUCGUUGUGAUUUUAAGUGUUAAAAUACCUAAUUUUCAAAUUUUAAGUUUAUUAGCCACCUUUAUAUAUAUUCUUACUACAGUAUUAAAACUAACAAGUAUUUAAUUAUACAUUGACGUUUAACUUUAUAUAAUUAAUGUAUCCCAAGUGCCUUGUUUGAAAAUAUAAUUAUUAUAGUGCUCACUU